AUUUUUUUCCAGGCCAUGUCAUUGAAGGCUCUUGGCCUUCGUGUCCAGCUCGGGCAUCCUGUUGGCCAAUGCUGCAUUCUCCCUAGACACACAUUCAACAGUGAGUUCGUGCUAAUAGACACAAACGGAAUCCAUGAAGUCGGAUUGGAUUUCUGUGGUUGU
Molecule: messenger RNA, 162 nt
Organism: Suillus discolor
Lineage: Eukaryota; Fungi; Basidiomycota; Agaricomycetes; Boletales; Suillaceae
Exons: 1
Source: RefSeq, a predicted model, not a curated record